Messenger RNA from Puntigrus tetrazona (Sumatra barb), 575 nucleotides. RefSeq names its product SRA stem-loop interacting RNA binding protein (gene slirp). The transcript is spliced from 4 exons. The coding region runs from base 54 to 365 and encodes 103 amino acids. Gene Ontology annotation, molecular function: RNA binding. Lineage: Eukaryota; Metazoa; Chordata; Actinopteri; Cypriniformes; Cyprinidae. The record is from RefSeq and is a predicted model, not a curated record.
UCUUGUAAUCACGUGGUCGGGGUCACAGUCGGCUUCAUUCGCAAGGACGAAACAUGGCGUCGACAGCAGCCUCAGGAAAGAGGGUCUUGGAAUUGUUUGUGUCAAAAGUACCGUGGACCGUGGCAACGAGGGAAUUGAAAGCAUAUUUUGAGCAGUUUGGCCAGGUGAAGAAGUGUCAAUUGCCAUUUGAUAAAGAGUCAGGUUUUCAUAAAGGGAUUUGCUGGAUAGGAUUCCGUACAGAAGAAGGACUGCAGAAUGCAUUGCAAAAGGAUCCUCACAUCAUUGAAGGAGCAAAGCUCCAGGUGCAAAUAAACAGAAAGACAUUUUCUGUAAGAAAAUCAAACAAAGAAGCAGAAGACAUCUGAAGAAGGCAUUAGGAAUGACUUGAUUUCGACUGUCAAAUGUCUUCAUUAAUGCAGAACUGUAUUUAUUGUGGGCGUCUCUUCACGGGGCAUACUUGUUUUUCAAAAGGCAAACUAUAAUGAGUGUUGAUGUUCGUUGUAGUGUCUGGUGUUUUUUUCUUAUAAAUCAUUUAACGAAAUGUGAGUCAAAUAAAAUAAAAAUAUGGAAAGUCA